AUGGCUCAGCAACGGGUUCAUAUCAAUCCGAAUCAAAUCCCCGGGUAUCGUCCUACCCCGAUGCAAACCUACAUGCCCGAUCCAGUCGGCCGACGAUCAGGUGCAGGCGGAGUUGGCUCCGGUUUUGACCAGGGUCAAAGCGACUUCAUGAGCCGGGUCAAGAGGUUCAGUAGCCGGAUGGAGGACAUGAUGGAAGCCUAUACUCAACCUGUCAAGCCGUAUAUCCCGGCACUCGCUAGAUUCCUCAUCGUAGUGACGUUCAUUGAGGACGCGCUCCGUAUCUUGACCCAGUGGAGCGAUCAGCUGUGGUACUUGCAAAAACACCGACACUUCUACUGGGGCUUCUCGCACAUGUUCCUCCUCUUCAACGUGCUCGCCAUGAUCGCGGGAUCUUACUGCGUGAUCGCCAAGAAAUACCCAGAAUACGCCGUCGGAGCUCUUCUCAGCGUAGUAGUCGUCCAGGGUCUUGGAUACGGUUUAAUCUUCGACAUGUCCUUCUUCCUCCGAAACCUCUCUGUUAUCGGCGGUCUCUUGAUGGUGCUGUCCGACUCGCUGCAGACCAAGAAGAAGCUGUUUGCUGGGUUGCCUAGUAUGAGCGAGACCGAUCGAAGGAAAUACUUCCAGCUCGCCGGAAGAGUCCUCUUAAUCUUCCUCUUCAUCGGAUUCGCCUUCCAGGGCAAAUUCACCCUCUUCCGAGCCAUCGUCUCCCUCCUGGGUCUGGCCGCUUGCAUCAUGGUUGCCGUCGGUUUCAAGGCCAAGUGGAGCGCCAGCCUGCUCGUCACCGUGCUAAGCGUCGCCAACGUCUUCGUCAACAACUGGUGGUCUCUGCACCCUUCGAACCCUUCCCUUGACUUCAAGCGAUACGAUUUCUUCCAGACGCUAUCGAUCGUUGGAGGUCUUUUGCUCCUGGUCAACCUUGGACCCGGAGGCAUCUCGGUGGACGAGAAGAAAAAGGCGAGUCACUGGCGCUCCUUGUCGCCGCUGUUAUUUACUAAACGAGACUGGUAA
Molecule: messenger RNA, 1008 nt
Organism: Filobasidium floriforme
Lineage: Eukaryota; Fungi; Basidiomycota; Tremellomycetes; Filobasidiales; Filobasidiaceae
Product: putative ER to Golgi transport-related protein
Exons: 7
Coding region: 1-1008 (335 amino acids)
Biological process (GO): Golgi organization
Cellular component (GO): endoplasmic reticulum; membrane; endoplasmic reticulum-Golgi intermediate compartment
Source: RefSeq, a predicted model, not a curated record